This is a messenger RNA of Pichia kudriavzevii, 1074 nucleotides long. RefSeq lists its product as uncharacterized. Bases 1 to 1074 code for a protein of 357 amino acids. The record is from RefSeq and is a predicted model, not a curated record. The transcript has a single exon. Gene Ontology annotation, cellular component: multivesicular body. Gene Ontology annotation, biological process: late endosome to vacuole transport via multivesicular body sorting pathway. NCBI's taxonomy places the organism in Eukaryota, Fungi, Ascomycota, Pichiomycetes, Pichiales, Pichiaceae.
AUGGGCGAUAUACCAACCCUAGAAAAUGUCCCAGCAGAGGCAGAAAAGACAAUUGGACCAUUCAUAAAAAGAGGACGGGAAGUUGCAACGGCACAACCUCUAAUAUCGUAUUACUGUUAUCUUUACGCCGCACAACUCAUUUUGGAAAGUAAAUUACAUACGCAAUAUACCUCGGUUGCAGAAUAUAUAGAGGUGCUUUUGGAUACAAUUGAGACGAAUAGAAAAAGUCUGGAAGAAGGAGCACCUAAGUUGGCUGAAAUUCUCUUGGAUAAGGAAAAGUCCUUUAAGUUAGUACUUGGAUUUACACUGUCAAUUUUUAAUAAAUGUGCCUCUGAAAUAGAUCAGCAUAUGUGUUCCAAGAAGACAGUCCAAGGUUUUAUGGCCUUUUUGAACUUUAUUGAAAUUCUAAAGUUGUGGCCUGAAAUAUAUGAAACCAAAAAAGACGAGCUCCAAAAACAAAUCAAAUACGCAAAGUACCACUCAAACCGAGUUUUGAAGUCACUUAAGAAUGGUGAAGAUCCAAAUGACUACGUCACAGAAAACGACAAGGAGAUGCUAGACCAGCUUUUACAAGAACAAUUUGAGGGGACGCAAGAUGGUGUGCAAGAAAGUCCAACUGAUGAAAUAGCACCAACCCUCCCUGAACCACCUUCCAAUGCUCCCAAUAACGACAUCGUAUUACCGACUGCACCGGUUUUGAUAAAAAACCAUAAAAAUAGCCUUGGGUUACCAGCAGUUCCAAACGAAUCUUUGUCAAUACAACCAGCGUCGCCGGACUCAACAAGGGUCUCGCAUAUUCCUCAAUUACCACCUAAACCCCCAAAAGCAUCAUCUGAUGAUGAAUCUCCCGAUAUUUCAAAGAUUUCUAUUAAACGAACACCAGGAAAAAGCCAAUUAGCUAAAGAUGGAAAAGUAAUGUCUAGGGAAGAGGUCGAAGAAUUAUGGACUAAGGAAGACAUUAUUUCUAGUGCACAAAAGAAAGCCAAAUAUGCUAUUUCUGCUUUGAAUUACGAAGACAUUGAAACUGCAAUUAAAGAGUUGCAAGAAGCACUUAAACUACUAAAAGGUGAGUAA